AUGAAUCGAAAUGAUGCUUGUAGUGUGCCGGUGCACAGUGUUAUCUUCUACUUCCACAGAGCUUGCACUGUGCUGUCUUAUUCUAGCCCGAGAGACAACGGAUUCCUUUCAGUCCCAGGUAAUACUUUGUCUAGAGAUUCUACUAAACAGGAGCAAUUGGAAUCCGUUAAGCUUAUUUUAGAUGGUAUAAGAUGGCGGUUUCAGAUGCAGGAGCGCUUUAUACUGGUGUGGCAUGAGAUGGUUAAACAUAGGUUUUUAUCGAUGGAGUGCAUCAUGAGGAUCAAUCUUCGCAGCGCCAUGAGCUCAGAUAUACUCCGCGCUCUUAAUAGCGUAAUCCAACGUUUCGAGUACAUGCAGGACUUGAUUAACGGUCCUAGGGGCAGGAGCGAACGCAUUCCUAAAGGUUCUCUGCGAGGUUAUUUCGAACACCCAACGCAUUGGCUUACCACACUUAUCGCACGCUGUGGCACAAACAAUAUUGCGAAAGCUGUUGACUGGUUGGAGACAUCGCAGUACUUUGGACCUAUGUUGGGAAAAGACCCGCUUGGCCGUGUUAAAGAGGUCGACUAUGUCGACUACGUUUAUGGUAUUGCGAAGCUCUUUGGCUUGGAAGAUAACCCGCUUGACGAUGUUGACGACGUUGAUGGUAUUAACGACAUUGAUGUUAUUGAGGUGAAGGGGCCGGAUGAGAGCAAAUACAUCAACUGUCCAAAGGGCGAAUUCAGUACACUCACCAAUCAUCGAAUUGGCUUUAUCCUUUCCCAUGGACAGAAUAUCCGUGCUUGGGCUAUUCUGACAGCCAAGAGGUACGAAGAUGUCUUGAACUCUUAUGUGGAUAUGGGUGGAGCUGGUUGGAAGAUGAAUCCGCAAUUCGCUGCCAUUCUGCAAGAAUUCAGUCAGUCAGUACCUAGCGAGUACGAGACUGUUCUGGAGACUAAGAGAGAAGGCAUGUGA
Molecule: messenger RNA, 954 nt
Organism: Bipolaris victoriae FI3
Lineage: Eukaryota; Fungi; Ascomycota; Dothideomycetes; Pleosporales; Pleosporaceae
Exons: 1
Coding region: 1-954 (317 amino acids)
Source: RefSeq, a predicted model, not a curated record